UUCAUUGACGUGCUGUUUGCUAUAUCCUGUAUUCUUCAGUCCCGAGCGAGCCUCUGCACGCUCGUGAUCACGGAUUUUGUGUUGGUGGCUUCUCUUGAGCAAAACAUAUUCAAAAACUUAGAAUUUUUGACAGUGACUGAAAAAUAUUUCAAAAUAAAAUAAAUCAUACUUUAGAAGAAUUUGGUGAUUGAAGUUGGAUGACAUCUACGAUUGAUAAUUAAACAACUGUUGAAUCAUUCCCAAACUUCAAGCAACAAAAAUAAUGGCAAGGCAGCAAACAGCCGACAGGAACAUUCCCCAUCUCCGAGACAUCUUUGGAUUCGGUAAUAAAUGGGAGAACACGCGUCUCCAAGCUGAAGAGAAGGCACCAGGACACGACAGUGCCGUGUCUGUCGGUUCAACUUCUGGUGAAGAAGAGAGUCCUAAGAACAGUAAGAAGAAGAAGUCGCGUCGUCGUGAUAACAGCAAGACUUUAACAGAAAGCGAUGUAAAACACCUGGAGAGACACCUAUCCAUGAAAAAAACAAUCCGCAAGAAAAUCAUGCGCGACCUGCAACAGGCAUUCGUCGAGGACCCGAACGAGUUCCGGGUAGACGAUAUACCGCCAGAACAGCUCAAGGCGGAAAUCAAUAUUCAGAGCCUGAGUUUUGGAACACCAUCGCAGAAACAGGGACGCACACGUGGCAACGCGGAGAACACGUUCCUAGACAUGCUCCGUGCUGGAGGUGGUCUGGAAAAGAACUCUGGUGACGGAGACAGAGAUUCUGGACACGGUGGCUCCCCCACUAGAGAAACUCCCAAUGCACAAGAUACGGAUGACGAAUCUAGUUACCCCUAUGAUACACCAGUUGCAACGCCAUCAAAGAAAAGCGGCAACUUUUGGAGACGUUUCACCAUGAAGAGCCGUAACAAGCGGUAAAUCCCCCGAACGAACGUUGACUCGAUCACUACCAACUUAAUUUCCGUUUCUGUAACUAUACCAACUUAGUUAUUCGAGCAGAGCUUGCAACUGUGAUAUAUAUACGAGAGAGGAAACCAAGUUGUCUCGUGUGAGCACACUUCCCCAAUUUUUUUUUACUGGAUCUCGAGAAAUUUCCGAAGCCCCUUUGCACAAGUGAACCAAUAUUAUUAGACAAAUUUUAUACAUCAAGGUAUUAAUAUUAAUAAAUUCUCUUGCAUAACUAUAAUACUAAAUUUUACAAAUUACAAGUCACUCAAAAUCGUAGAAUUAUAAUUUAAAAAUUAAAUAAAUUACAAUAAUAAUAUUGGUUGACAAAUCAUUAUGCGAAAAGACCCAGAUCUAACUGCAAGAAUACAGGACCAAUAAUCUAAAAAAAAAUCUAAAAAAACAAAUCUCUCAUAAUCAAAAAUCACCAUCUUACAUAUCAGAACAAUAUUUUUGGAGUUCCUUUUGAAAACGCUUUUUGGCUGAAGGUUUUUGCGAACAAUCUUUGUAAAUAACGAUUUAAAGCGUUACGAAUGAUGACUGAAAGUUCUCUGAGAUCCUACUGACUCCAUAACGUUACACGGAACCCCCUUUGGUGUGUACUUAAAGUAAUAAUUAAUUAAUUAAGGAAUGCAGCGAGGAUAUCUAGAGCGUAAGGGUAGCUAGUUUGAAUUAUUUUUUUUUAUAUACAUAUAAUUUCUAAGAUAAGGACGAGGAAAACCAGAUGGAAAUAACAAGUAUGCACAGCUCUUUCAUCAUACCUGUACAUUGUUAGUGUUAGCUAGUCAAGCAGGUUUUGCAAGAGGAUCGACAUACGAAGUAUUCUAAAACAAUUCGUCCUAAUUUGAUACUGCUAUUUUUUUGUGCAAAUUUGAUACAUUUAUUAUAUUUAUCACACACGAAAACGUUUAGGACUAAUAUACAUAUAUUUUAAUAUGAAAAUAAAAUUACGUUUGGAAGAGAAAAAAAUGUUCAAACGAAAACGAAAAAUUUAGAAUUAUCUUUUUGGACUGAAAAAGAGCACAAUGAAAAAGGGAGCAUCUUUUUAUAUCGUAAAAUAUAAUCUUCGAUUCUCCGAGAAAAUCUGAAAACAGAAGUAUAAAUAUUCCCAACUAAUAAGCGAGAUAUAUACAUUAUUAUGCAGUUCGAUAUUUAUUGUAUAACGAUGUUGAUGUGAAAUUCCAUUGUUCCUAUCGUUCUUGGAUACCUUUUACGACGUCGAUGGCAUUUCUGUGCUUUUACAAGAGCAUUAGAAUCGCUAUUAAUAAGAAACAUUUACCUGGUAUGAACUGUUACUUGUAAAUGUAUUAUACUCAAGGAUUAUGAUAUUAGAUGUAAAGAUAGCUAUUAAAUAAAAGUUCUUUAUGAACGUUAA
Bombus terrestris (buff-tailed bumblebee) is the source of this 2321-nucleotide messenger RNA. RefSeq lists its product as uncharacterized. NCBI's taxonomy places the organism in Eukaryota, Metazoa, Arthropoda, Insecta, Hymenoptera, Apidae. The record is from RefSeq and is a predicted model, not a curated record. The transcript is spliced from 3 exons. The coding region runs from base 263 to 919 and encodes 218 amino acids.